UUUGAGACCUUUAUUAUACUUCUUCGUUUUCAAUCAGAGUAAAGCUCUCUCACUCUCUCUCUCACACGCAAACACACCAUUCAGUCAAACCGGGUUUUUUGUUAAUCGAAUCGAAUCGAAAAUGUUUCUCACAAGGACUGAGUAUGACAGAGGAGUGAACACAUUUUCUCCAGAAGGGAGGUUGUUUCAGGUGGAAUAUGCCAUUGAGGCAAUCAAGCUGGGAUCAACUGCAAUUGGGUUGAAGACAAAGGAAGGAGUUGUGCUUGCAGUUGAGAAACGUAUCACUUCCCCGCUACUGGAACCCAGCAGUGUGGAGAAAAUCAUGGAAAUAGAUGAGCAUUUGGGCUGCGCCAUGAGUGGACUAAUUGCUGAUGCUCGAACGCUAGUUGAGCAUGCGCGCGUUGAGACUCAGAACCAUAGGUUCUCCUAUGGUGAGCCAAUGACUGUGGAGUCUACAACACAAGCUCUUUGUGAUCUGGCCCUACGAUUCGGUGAAGGUGAUGAAGAAUCGAUGUCUCGACCGUUUGGAGUUUCACUUCUCAUUGCUGGCCAUGAUGAGAAUGGGCCCAGCUUAUAUUAUACUGAUCCAUCUGGCACAUUUUGGCAAUGCAAUGCCAAGGCUAUUGGUUCAGGUUCAGAGGGUGCAGACAGCUCUCUGCAAGAGCAAUACAACAAGGACAUCACUCUUCAAGAAGCUGAAACCAUUGCUCUUUCCAUUCUGAGGCAGGUUAUGGAAGAAAAGGUGACACCCAAUAACGUUGACAUUGCAAAAGUGGCUCCAAAUUACCAUCUAUAUACCCCUGCAGAGGUGGAGGCGGUUAUUGCUCGCCUAUGAGUGCAAGUCCUCACAUUGCAAAUUUUAGAUUUGUAUCGCACUUAUUGAAGAUGAAAUCCCUUGAUGGAUUGGUGACAAAUGCUGUAUCAUUGCGAAAAACUAGAACAAAAUGGAAGCAUUUCAUGGGAACUUGAAUAGAAUACUUUUGCAAUUAAAUCCUGCCUGCCUAAUGUUGGUUGCAGUUAAAUGCUUGGCUAUCUGAACUUGUUGGUUUUUGAUAUACAGACUAGAGGAAUCUCAAGAUUAUGAUUGACUUUAUUUUGUUCAUGAUAUAUUUCAUUGGUAGAUGCUUCGUA
Molecule: messenger RNA, 1131 nt
Organism: Quercus lobata
Lineage: Eukaryota; Viridiplantae; Streptophyta; Magnoliopsida; Fagales; Fagaceae
Product: proteasome subunit alpha type-5
Exons: 10
Coding region: 122-835 (237 amino acids)
Biological process (GO): proteasome-mediated ubiquitin-dependent protein catabolic process
Cellular component (GO): proteasome core complex; proteasome core complex, alpha-subunit complex
Source: RefSeq, a predicted model, not a curated record